Molecule: messenger RNA, 2793 nt
Organism: Epinephelus moara (kelp grouper)
Lineage: Eukaryota; Metazoa; Chordata; Actinopteri; Perciformes; Serranidae
Gene: dmtn
Product: dematin actin binding protein
Exons: 15
Coding region: 626-1759 (377 amino acids)
Biological process (GO): cytoskeleton organization; lamellipodium assembly; actin filament bundle assembly
Cellular component (GO): actin cytoskeleton; plasma membrane
Molecular function (GO): actin filament binding
Source: RefSeq, a predicted model, not a curated record
UAUAAUAAUAAUGCACGUGAUAUAAAAAAUAUUAGAAUACAGUGCAGCAGCACAAUCAUUUGCAGCUGAGCUACAGAUGCACAUUUACACUGAUGCUGUUAAACUGUCAGUAUUGAUUCAUGUGUUCAUAAAUAAACAAUAAAAUGAAUUAAAGGAGGUUCCAGUUGGUGAGAUGGCUCCAUAUUAAUAAUAAUAUUAAUAAUAUUAAUUCCGCUCUGUCUGUGUGAAUAUCUGCAGGAUGCUGCAGGCAGACAUGAUGUGGAGUCAGAACACAGAGGUUAUUGUUCCCCCUCCUCACAUCACAGUGGAGCAGCCCGCUGGAGCAACAGGAAAACAGCUUCCUCCUCCUCCUCCUCCUCCUCCUCCGAGGAUCACAGCAGCCCCCUGCCCGGCUUUAAAAGCAGGCUGCAACCUCAUCACAUAACACCCCUCCUCCUCCUCCUCCUCUUCCUCCUCCGCCCUCCACCCUUCCUCCUCCCCUCCGUCCUCCUCCUCGGCUCUUGCAGGAGAGCAGAGGAGCGUCACCGUCGGGCUCCAGGACGCGUCCAGGCGGAUCUCCUCCGGAUUAAUUCUGCGCUGUUUGGAGCUGGUUAAAACCAAACAGGAGGAAGGUUUCUCUCCAGCCAUGCAGAAGGUGGAGGGACGGGUAACCCCAGUCAACCUGCCUCCUUCCAGGGGUUCGAGCACCCCAGGGUCUCCCGCCACUGGCAUCACGGCACGAAUGAACGACCAGGUGGUGGGCUACAGAGACCUGGCAGCUCUGCCGAAAGAUAAAGCCAUCCUGCAGGUUGAGAGACCGGACCUGAUGACCUACAAACCACACCUGAGCUUCUCCCCACUCGACCCUCCACGCAGAGAACGGUCUCUGUCUCCUCCCGCCACGUCUCCCACCAUGUCCCCUGAGGUGAAGGCGCGCAGGGCAGAAAGUGAGAGUGGUUCUCCUGGAGGAUCGAUGAUGCAACUGCAGGCUGCACGCAAGAUCAGCACCAGCCAGCAGCAUUUCCACAGACCAGAUAAUGGAUCCAACAUCUACAGGAAACCUCCCAUCUACAAACAAGAUGUUAACAAACAUCUGGAAGGCGUCAUAAAGUCAGCAAAGUUUCCAGCAGCUCAGCCUCCAGACCCAAACCAGCCGUCCAAGAUUGAGACCGAGUACUGGCCCUGCCCCCCCUCACUGGCUGCCAUGGAGAUCGAGUGGAGGAAGAAGAAGGAGCUGCAGGAGGAAGACGAGUUUGAAGACCUGACGAACGAGGCUGAGACGCUGCGGGAGCAAGAGCUGGAAAAGAUCAAGUCCAACCUGGGUCGUCUGAUCCUGAAAGAGGAGAAGGAGAAGGCCGUUCACUUUCGGAGGAAGACACAGUCGCUGCCCGACAGAACGCACCUGCACACCAGUUUGUCAGCGAGUGCUUCAAAGUCUCCUUCACACUCAGGCCCAGGUCUGACCCGAAUGCAGUCUGCAGAGUUCUCCACAGAUAAAGGACAACAAGGUAAAGCGCAGAACGGAGACACUCGCAGGGAGAGGAUGGACAGAGGAAACUCUCUGCCGAGUAUCCUGGAGCAGAAGAUCUAUCCCUAUGAAGCUCUGAUUGUGACCCACAGAGGGCGCUGUAAGCUGCCACCAGGAGUCGACCGCACUCGACUGGAGAGGCAUCUGUCUCCGGAGCAGUUUGAGGAGAUUUUCGGGAUGCCGAUGGCCGAGUUCGACCGCCUCUCUCUGUGGAGACGAAAUGAACUGAAGAAGAAAGCCUCACUUUUCUAACAGGAAGUGACCUCAUUACUCUUCAAAUACUUGAUGAACCGCCUGCUUCGCGAGGAGGGGGAGGAGGGCCCAUCAAAUAUCAACAAACAUCUAACUAACCAAUCACGUCCCUGGAUGUGUGUGUGAGGAUCAGAGUGGACUGAAGGCUGGCCCUGAUUAACCCUUUAUUACUCUGACUAACCUUAACUGAUGCACUGACACUCAGACAUAUUACCUGUGCUGCACUUAUAAUCACCACUGCUUGCAAACCAUCAUCAUCAUCAUCAUGUGUCCACUCAUCAUCACCAUCAUCAUCAUCAUCAUCAUCAUACAGUUUGUUUCAGAGCUGCAGCAGUCUGCAUCAGGACGUUAGUAUCGAACUCUUCUGGUGUCAUGAAGCUGGGUCUCUUUUAACCGCGGUAGAUCACCGUGGUAACCAUGGUGACGCAGGGCUAAUUAACUCUGGAAUAAUGUCAGAAAUCAUUCCUACAGGAUCCUGACAGGGACAAAAGUCACAACUUUAAAACAAAGUGACGCUUUUUAACAUAUAUCAGAACAAUUACUGCCAUGACGGGUCGGAUCACGUCAGACUAAAAAUGAAUGAUUAUUAAUUAUAGUUUAUUAAUUAUGUUAAAGGAGAACUUAAUGAUUUUUCAAUCUGGACCCUGUUUUUUUCAUCUUUUGUGUCUGAGAAAUUAGAGUCCAGGUUGAAAACUACAGAAGUUACCAUUUAAGUUUCUUUAUUUGUUUAAUGUUUAACUUUGACAUUGAGCAGAUUUCAGACAUUAUUAAUGAAUAAAACUGAUUUCCCACCAGGUGUCUGCAGCUAAAACUGAAAUUUGACCCUGAAAGUUUCACCAUCUUAGUUUAGAGUGUUGCUAACAUGCUAGCAUGCUAACAUUAGCUAAUUAUCAGUGAACACAGCCGACGCUGAUCAAUGUCAUCAGUUCUGCAGGUAUUUGGUCAUAAACCAAAGUAUUGGACACGUUAACAUGUUGAAUUGAUGAUGGCGCUAAAUUAAUGACGAACCACAUUUCAUCAUCAUCUAUCCAAUA